UUAGUAAACCAAAAUGAAGGCAUUCGUACUGUUAUUGGCUUCCCUCUUGGGGGUCUGCGCUGGAUUCACUGUACCCCACACUGCUGUCCACCCCCGAGAUCUCAAGGUCGAACAUCGCAGCAUCGAGGGUCGCAUCACGAACGGAAACGUGGCCGCCGAGGGUCAGGUUCCCUACAUCGUGGGAGUCAGCUUGAAUAGCAACGGAAACUGGUGGUGGUGCGGGGGAUCUAUAAUAGGCAAUACAUGGGUGCUCACUGCCGCCCACUGUGUCGCAGGUGCCGAUGAGGCUUCACUUUACUACGGCGCCAUCAACUACAAUGAGCCCGCCUUCCGGCACACAGUCAGCAGAGAGAACUUAAUCAUGUACCCUGGUUAUGUGGGACUCGAUCAUGAUUUGGCUAUGAUCCGGACACCCCACGUGGACUUCUACAGUCUGGUCAACAAAAUCGAACUGCCCAGUUUGAAUGAGCGUUACAAUUCCUACGAGAACAACUGGGCUCAAGCUUCUGGCUGGGGUGCCAUUUACGAUGGCAGCAAUGUGGUGGAGGAUCUGCGAUUUGUAGAAGUACGCGUGAUUUCCGUUUCGGAUUGCCAGGCCUACUACGGAACUGAAACUGCCACCGAAAACGUCAUCUGCGUGGAUACUCCGGAUGGCAAGUCCACCUGCCAGGGCGAUUCCGGUGGUCCUCUGGCCACAAGGGAGGGUGACAAGCUGAUCGGAGUCACUUCGUUUGGAUCCAUUUACGGCUGCCAGUCAGGAGCCCCGGCUGGUUUCACUCGGGUCACCAAUUACCUUGAGUGGAUUAAGGAGGUGACUGGCAUUUACUAUUGAGUGUAGUCCCAAAACCAAUUUCACUGAAUAAAUUCCCGAUUUUCUGCACUCAU
Molecule: messenger RNA, 885 nt
Organism: Drosophila gunungcola (fruit fly)
Lineage: Eukaryota; Metazoa; Arthropoda; Insecta; Diptera; Drosophilidae
Product: serine protease 3-like
Exons: 2
Coding region: 14-832 (272 amino acids)
Biological process (GO): proteolysis
Molecular function (GO): serine-type endopeptidase activity
Source: RefSeq, a predicted model, not a curated record